Messenger RNA from Lytechinus variegatus (green sea urchin), 1833 nucleotides. RefSeq lists its product as uncharacterized. The record is from RefSeq and is a predicted model, not a curated record. Lineage: Eukaryota; Metazoa; Echinodermata; Echinoidea; Temnopleuroida; Toxopneustidae. The transcript has 4 exons. The coding region runs from base 292 to 1278 and encodes 328 amino acids.
ACAUUUUCUGUUUUUUUUUUCUUCGUUUUCUCUUCCUUCUCCUUUUUUUUGCGAAGAGACUUCCCCUUCAGAUCCGUAUUAUACUCACGUAAGCAUAUUGUGUCACGUGACCGCGUCUUUCAAUAUGAAAAUACACAGAUCAAACAUGAAACUCAAUUCAUAUCUGUACGUGAAACCAUGUGCUUGAAUUCGUAAGUACGUCGUGUACGUGGCCGAAAAUGUCCUGUAAAUGAUAGGGCAAUUCAUGUUCCGUUAAACGUACAGGAAACUGAAUUUUACUCGGAGCUUUUUAUGCUGAAUGAAAGAACACAACCAGAAGACGAGCCCCAAUCAACUGCAGGAAACUUUGAAAUGUGUUCUACAAAAGGUGACGAUACGAGCAGGACGAUCCUUUGGUGUGCACCACGUGCCAUCUCGACUGCUGUGGCCAAAUGCCUGAGCUUCAUCGAGGAUUGUGAGGUAUGGUUCGAACUUUACAGCUACGCUAGAGCCGCAAGGGUGGAAUACAAGUACCAAACCCAACUUGACAUCCCGAUGGAGUACCUGGGAAACGAAGAGAUCUUCCAGAAGGUCAAAGGAAUGAUAGACAUCUUGGCAAACACCCCGUUUGAAGCCGAUCGACUCCCAUAUGGAUCAAUAAAGCGUCUCCUUGAAGAUUCUACCGCUAAACACGUUUUUGCCAAAGAUAUGGGAAUGGCUAUGACAGAGGGGUAUAGGGACUACCUACCGAAGGGGUAUCGACACACCUUUCUUAUAAGACACCCAUACCGUGCCUUACUAUCUUAUCGCAAGAUGAUAUACAACCACUUCUCUGGUCUUGGACUUUUUGAAGGUGACGCAGCCGACGAAAAUAAGUUCGAUAUCGAGCGCGAUGACCGAUUCUUGCCAUCUGGUUACUUCCUCAAGGAACUCUACGAUUUCUGGAGGUAUCUCCAAGAUACAAAUAUCGAUCGCAAUCCGAUCGUCAUCGACGCUGAUGAUCUGUUAUCAAACCCUCGUGGGGUUCUCUCAGCUUACUGUCAUGCCGUGGGGCUGCCGUACGGCGACCGUUUAUUAACAUGGGACGCCUCAACCGAGGCAUUUACCAAGAUGGUGGCUCCAGGUGACAGGCUUAUAAUGGAUAUGGUUCAUUUCUACGGGACUGCUAUGAAAAGCACGUGUUUCCUCCCGCCCAAAACGAUGCCGUCACGUGACGAACUGCCUCCUGACGUCAUCAGGUGCUCUGACAAGGUUGUGAAAUAUUACGAUGAAAUGUACGAUAGGCGACUCAAGAUUUAAGGGAAUAGUGAAGAAAGAAGUUCCAUUACAAUCUUCUUUGAUUUGCCUUGUAAAAAUAUGCAAGGAAAUUCUUCCUGUCCGACAUCAUACAAACGAUUAAUGUCCAUCAAAACCAAUUCUCCAUCUUGUAUUUUAGACCGACCAGCACCUGUUCUAGGCCAAGAGCAUUAGGCCGAGAUGGGCUUAAGAAUGAAAAUUUCAGGUAACAAUCUGACUUUUUUCAGGAAAGUUCCAGGAAUAUGUCUCGAAUAACAUACUAAAAGUCUUCACAAAUCCUCCUUGGAGAUUUUCUGUAAUCCAAGAUGGUAUCCACUAUAGAAAUCCAAUGUUGGUGUUCAUUUCAUUCUUUAAAUGGUGAAAAUGUUUAUUGAUAAAUAAUGUCAAGUCUAUGAAAUGUGAAAGAUUGUAUAAUUCAAACAAUAAACAGCGAAUGAAAUAGUGAGUGAUGGACAUCAUCGACUCUCUCGUUUGCAUGUCAUUGUCUUGUGCAUGAAAAAUUGGUUUGUGAAAUAAGCGAAACUUUAAAAUGUCAUAACUUUCUUGUUUUACAUCCGA